This is a messenger RNA of Stegastes partitus (bicolor damselfish), 1244 nucleotides long. RefSeq names its product mitochondrial ribosomal protein L3 (gene mrpl3). The transcript has 10 exons. Bases 131 to 1156 code for a protein of 341 amino acids. Gene Ontology annotation, cellular component: mitochondrial large ribosomal subunit; ribosome. Gene Ontology annotation, molecular function: structural constituent of ribosome. The record is from RefSeq and is a predicted model, not a curated record. Gene Ontology annotation, biological process: translation. Lineage: Eukaryota; Metazoa; Chordata; Actinopteri; Pomacentridae.
GUAUCAAGGGUGACAUUUAGAACAGGACGAAAAAGAAGGCAUGUGUUUGCAUAUGUCGUGCGACACCGUGUCCUUCUAGUUUAUUUUUUAGUGUUUUAUGUAUAUUUAAGUGUGUAUAUUAAGGAGUACGAUGGCGGCGUUGAGCUGCCGGUUUCUUCUUCGGCGGGGAACUCGACUCAUUUCUCCCCGUGCAGCAACUGAAAGUCCUGUCCAGCUGGUGGGUUGUGUCAGGACAGUAAAGACCACAACGUUUUUCGAAGAACACCUCACUGAGGACAACCAGGAGUACAUGAGGAAGAGCAUGGCAGAAGAAUACAAAAGACAGACGGCUGAAAAGCUCAACCCACUCAAAGAUGAGCCGUGGCAACGACAUGAGUGGACAGAGGGGAGUCGAAGAGUUGGUUUAGUCGCUGUCAAGCUGGGAAUGGCGCCUAUGUGGACGAAAGCAGGAGAAAUGCGUGGCGUCACCAUGUUACAGGUGCAGGACUGCCACGUACUAAAGUGCAUGUCCAAAGAAGAGUACGAUGGACGCACAGCUGCUCUUGUUGUAGGCGGAAAAAACGUAUCACCGUUCUAUAGGUCCGAAGGGCAAAUGGAAAUGUUCAGGAAUGCAGGAGUGCCUCCAAAGCAGAAACUCACCCACUUUAGAGUCACAGACAAUGCCAUCAUCAAGCCAGGCACUCCUCUAUACGCAGCACAUUUCCGUCCAGGACAGUACGUGGACAUCACGGCCAAAUCCAUCGGUAAGGGUUUUCAAGGAGUCAUGAAGCGAUGGGGGUUCAAAGGUCAGCCUGCCAGCCACGGCCAGACCAAAACUCAUCGCAGACCAGGAGCUUCUGGACCUGGAGGGGAUCCAGGCAAAGUCUUCAAAGGGAAGAAGAUGCCCGGCCAAAUGGGCAACAGCUACGUCACAGCUUUCGGACUGAAGAUAUGGAGGAUCAACACCAAGUUGAAUGUGCUGUAUGUUAAUGGCUCUGUCCCCGGCCACAGGAACUGCGUGCUGAAGAUAAGAGACACUAUUCUACCAACCAGGAGGUCCACCCUGCUCAACCCUCCUUUCCCCACUUAUUUCACCGAAGAAGACGGCGACCUGGCCGAAGACCUGUACGACGAUGACGUGUUCAUUCACACAGAGCCAUCGUUAACGCUGACCUGAACCCCAAAACGCAUUCACACGUAAUCGCUUCCACCUAAACCUGCUAACUGUGUCUGGAUCCUGUAAUAAAGUGUAAUUCCUGACACGG